CUGUCAGCUCAACAGUCCCGUCACCCGCAGGUGGGCGGUGCCAAAACCCUCUGCUUUUUGCUUCCUUCCUGCUCUGUUCUAUUCAACUCCAACAAUCAUUUUAUUGAAUUAUGUAUUAUAAAUUUGGGGGCAGCCCAGGUGAGAGGCAUUACAUAUUUGGGUGCCUUUAAAUUCCCGGAUUUUGCUCUAAAUACCGUAAAGGUUCCACCUUUUUUCCUACUUUAAAUACACUUGCGCAUUCCACCUGCCACUCUCCCAAAUUCCUCACUGAGAUAGCCAUGGACACACUUGAAGGGUGUCCCUGAAAUUUACCAAGAUUCUUGUUGUGAUCAUGGGGAAGCUGCACAAGAAAAUUUCAAAGGCGUUGGACUGUUUUAGUCUUAGUCUUGGUCCCUCCUCUUGUAGCUCAGGCUCUUGUUUUUGCAUAAACUCCAUGGAAGAGCAGGAAGAUGAGUUUGAUAAACUGCCCCUCAUAUCCACUCACAAAGACCAGCUGCCCACGUUGAAGGACGUUGUCAAUGGAAACCAGACCUUGGCCUUUCAACUCAAGCCCAAGAUGGUGACUCUAAGGGUAUCCAUGCACUGUAGAGGCUGUGCAAGAAAGGUGGAGAAACACAUUUCAAAAAUGGAAGGAGUGAGCUCGUACACAAUAGACCUGGAGACUAAGAUGGUGAUCAUUAUUGGGGACAUUCUGCCAUUUGAAGUGGUGGAGAGUGUCUCUAAAGUCAAAAACGCACAGCUCUGGCAAUCCUCGCUAGCUUGAUCAUUAUUCCAUAUGAACAACACCAUUAUUAAUUAAAUGUGUACAUCGUUGGAAGACAGGGGGAUCGGAAUUUGGCAGAGAAUAUUUUUUAUUCUCACUAAUUUUGUGCUUUUUUUCUUUUAAUUUCCGUAUUCUAUAUGUUUAUUCACCGGAAGUGGUGUGAUUUAUAGGAAUUUAAUGAAAAUUAAAUUUGAUGA
This is a messenger RNA of Cucurbita moschata (crookneck pumpkin), 960 nucleotides long. RefSeq names its product heavy metal-associated isoprenylated plant protein 45-like. The record is from RefSeq and is a predicted model, not a curated record. The coding region runs from base 332 to 763 and encodes 143 amino acids. The transcript has 3 exons. Gene Ontology annotation, molecular function: metal ion binding. Lineage: Eukaryota; Viridiplantae; Streptophyta; Magnoliopsida; Cucurbitales; Cucurbitaceae.